AUGGGCAGCGUGGAAGGCCCGACGCCGGCCAGGCCCAAGAAUCUCGCCGAGGUCUUGUCCAGCAGCUCGCGCGUAGUCACUCCCAGCAAGUGCGUCGCCGUCCAGCGGUACGUGCAUCUGGCCAGGAUGCUGCUCAAUCAGGCCACAAAAUACGAGAGCGUGGCCAACCAGGAGCAGCAGUAUGUCAUGUUGCUGCGGUUCGCGAGCCUUAUUGUUGAGACCAUCCCGAAACAUCCUGAAUACCGAGCCUCCGACAAGGUGUACGCGAGAAUGAAGCAGCAACUGUACGAGUACUACCUUCCCAAACUGGAGACUCUCAAGGUCGUGCUCUCCCUGAAACAAGUCAUGGAUCACCCUCCGCACCCUAUCCAGCCACGCCCCGAGGGCGUCCGCCAGAUUGGCACAUCAAACCUGCCAGAGUUAAAUUGGGGAG
Molecule: messenger RNA, 433 nt
Organism: Ostreobium quekettii
Lineage: Eukaryota; Viridiplantae; Chlorophyta; Ulvophyceae; Bryopsidales; Ostreobiaceae
Source: the annotation of a GenBank genome assembly